CUUUCCCCUCUAUAGGAAACACCCAUCAUUGCUCCCAACAAUCCUUUUCAACCUUAGAAACCCGAGCUUCUAAGAUAUUCCCUCUCUUUAUUUUUCUUAUUUUUGUUGUAUUUUUUUCUCUCUUUAAAUAUCACCCAUCUUUGAAGCCAUAUCUCUCCUCCCUCCUUUCACCUUAUUCAUCUCUGCGAUGGAUCCUUCCUCUACAACUUCUGUCAAUGGUUUCUACUCUUUUCUCACUAGAGGGAUUGAUGAUCUUGAACGUGUUUAUCUCUCUAACAACUUCAUGUCAAUCCAAUUCCUUCAAAAGGUUCUUUCUUUGUUAAGAUCUUUUCAUUCCCAGUUGACCUUGUUGGUCCAAAAACUUCAUUUGCCUGUUGGAGAUAAGUGGCUUGAUGAGUACAUGGAUGAGAGUUCUAAGUUAUGGGAGGCAUGCCAUGUUCUUAAAUCAGGGAUAUCUGGAAUCGAAAACUACUACUCAGCUGGAUUCAAUAUCACUUCUUCUCUCGACAACCAUCGCCGUCUUAGUAUCCAGCUUUCUCGCCAGAUAGUAAGGGCAAUUUCUGGGUGUCGAAGAGAAGCAGCAGGAUUGGAGGAGGAGAACAGAGCUUUAAUGGAAACAAGAAUCCAACCAUUGUCUUUGCGGUUCGAUGAGAAGGUGUCGAUUGAAUCUAAACUCAAUGGUUUCAAUGGGUUUCGAGGGGUACUGUAUGCAAUGAGAAAUGUGAGCUCCUUGCUUCUAAUGAUCCUGCUUCAUGGGCUAGUGUAUUGUUGGCCAGAAUCGACAUUUCUGCGAGGAGGAUAUGAAGGGUGCCUGUUCUUUGGAUCAGCUUUCAUGAUCUCAACAGCCAGAUUGCAGCAGAGAGUAGCAGGAGAGAUAAACCAGAUAAAUGGGAGGCCAGGGAUUUUGCUGUAUGAGUUUAGAAGAUCAAAGAUGGCGAUGGAGGAGCUGAGAGGGGAGCUGGAGAGGAGAUGUGGACAAGGCGUGGUGGUGGAUUGGGAAACAGAGGUUGAGAUAAGGGAAAGAGUGGAGAAUUUGAGAGGGUGUUUUGGCGUGUUGAGAUCAGGGGCUGAGAAUAUUAUUGGCCAGCUUGAUGAUUUCUUUGAUGAGAUCGUUGAAGGGAGGAAGAAGCUUUUAGACUUUUGCAGUCAUAGGUAGAAGCUCAGAGGUAGCAAAGGAAAGAAAAAUCAGGGUAGAGGAAACAGUUGUUGAGGACUUGAGGUGGUUCUACCUUUAGCCCAUUCUCUUUCGUUUCUUUUCUUUUUCUUUUUAUCUGGCCCCCAUUUUGCUCCCCUUUUGUUUUCUCCCUAUGGUUCCUGUUCAAUACUAUAGCUACUAUAGUCUUAAAAAUCUUUUCUGUGAAAACCCUGAAAGAGAAAAUUGAACAAAAUAGUUACAUAACUUCUGGGUUGGAGAACACUUCAAAUUUGAGGGACAGUAGUUGUAAUAGCAGGCAAACCAAGCUGUUCCAGCUUUGGACAUUAACAUGAAAACACCAACUUCUUGGUUCUAUAUAUUAAUUAUAAUGGACAGAGGAAUGGAAGCUUCCUGUUUUUAC
This is a messenger RNA of Manihot esculenta (cassava), 1556 nucleotides long. RefSeq lists its product as uncharacterized. The transcript is spliced from 2 exons. The coding region runs from base 188 to 1156 and encodes 322 amino acids. NCBI's taxonomy places the organism in Eukaryota, Viridiplantae, Streptophyta, Magnoliopsida, Malpighiales, Euphorbiaceae. The record is from RefSeq and is a predicted model, not a curated record.